Messenger RNA from Megalops cyprinoides (Indo-Pacific tarpon), 7166 nucleotides. Its product is annotated as sorbin and SH3 domain-containing protein 2-like. The record is from RefSeq and is a predicted model, not a curated record. The transcript is spliced from 26 exons. Bases 762 to 4847 code for a protein of 1361 amino acids. Gene Ontology annotation, cellular component: plasma membrane. NCBI's taxonomy places the organism in Eukaryota, Metazoa, Chordata, Actinopteri, Elopiformes, Megalopidae. Gene Ontology annotation, molecular function: protein binding.
GCCAUUUUGCUCGUGGAGGCACGGAAUGACGGCAAACCGGAAUAAAAGCAUCAUUUCUGUGGGGACGGGAGAAGAAAGAGAGAUACUGGGUGAUGUCGGGGAGUGAAAAGAAUGGUCCUGGACUGCCGCUUUGGAGGAUAGCCAGUGACUACCCCGCGCCAGCACUGCAUAUAGAAUGCAGAAAAAUGUGAUCGUGCGUCUCCUCCUCUUUCAAGGUCUGCCGUGGGUCUGCAUUCUGUCUUGUGAAGAGACAGCUUUACUGCAAUGCUAUCUCAAUUGGUUUCGAACUCCGGGCGGGAGGAAAUGACCCGAAAGAAGGGUGUUGCCGUCCACUGACACUGUUUACGUCCGUUGCUGCUUUAUUUGGACGGACUGCGAAGAAGAGGCAGGUGUGUGGUUUCAGUCGGGUCGCGCUUCCACCGCGGUUAGUGUGUGCGCUGCGGUCUCUCUGUCUCAGUUUCGUGUGGACUUAAAUUUCAGCGAUCCGACUCCUGCCCUCUCCCGUGGACCGGACAGCUACACUGCACGAAGCUUUCUUUGGAUGACUUUAUGUCCGAUCCCACUGGACCGGGGCCGGACUCGGAUGUAAGUCUCGCAGGAGCUGCCUAAUCUCUCAGACAGAACAAGGAGAGGAGAAGGAAGAAGAGAUUGAUGCUGGGGUCUCACAUGCCCUCCUCCUCCAAUUAGCCUCCCCCCACCUUCAACAGUUUAUGCCUGGAUAGCACACGAAGAGAGAAUUGCAAUAAGGAGAGAUCUUCAACAUGAAUACAGAUAGCGGAGGACAUGCACGCAAAAGCUCCGCCCUGUCCCUCACUCUCACACCCAUGAAGAGGGUCCAGAGCUCUCCCAACCUGUACGCGAACACAGGGAACGAAACUCACUCAUCAGAUUCGGAUGGCUGGCGGUCCCGCAGCGUGACGGACGGGCUGAGGAACGGCGAGGCCAGCGGCUCCUCGCUGGCGGCCAAAGGCUUCCGCAGCGUCAGGCCCAACCUGCAGGACAAGAAGUCCCCAACGCCGUUUGAGGCCCCGCCCACGCACAGACAGGCGUCCCCCGGGCCCACCCCUCCACCGGCCUCGCGGUCACCCACUAACCGCGCCUGUCUCUCACCCGAGAGCCACGCCAGCUUAGAGUCCCUGGACUUCCUGUCCGCCCGCUUCCCCAAGGCCCUCUCCCCGGCCCCGUAUGCGGCAGCAUCUGAGCGCGGCUCGCCGGGCCCCGAGGGGCGUCCGCGGCGGAGCGAGGCCGGCUCGCCCGUCACCGUCUCCGCCCUCAGCCACUACUCCUCCUCCACCGCCGUGCUGGAGGAGCUGCAGAUCUGCGCCCUCGACUCCCCCGGCGCCUCCGCCACGCCCUCCCCGACCCUCAGCCAGAUGUCCACCGCCCCUGACGACACAGUGCUAACUGCCGGCACGGCCGCUAACGGCCAGAUGACGGUGAAUGGGAGCGCCAGUCACUUCCACAGGCCCUUCUCCCCCCCGGGUCACGCCCCCCCGCUGCCCCCCUCCGUCAGCCCGAGCCUUGUCCUCAUGCAGCAGAGCCGGAGCUCAGAAUCGUCUGAGUCCGUCACCCGGGAGACCCGCACCACUGGGCACGCGUCCGUGACGAGCACCGUGCCCAUCGCCCGCUUUUCAGAGGAGGAGAAGAGGGUGUCCGUCAUCAAGGCCCCGCACUACGAGGGCAUCGGUCCCGUGGACGAGUCCGGCAUCCCCAUCGCCAUCCGAACGACCGUGGACAGGCCCAAGGACUGGUAUAAGACGAUGUUCAAGCAGAUUCACAUGGUCCACAAGCCAGAUGAUGAUUAUGCGGAUACAUAUAGCGCCACAUAUGUAACAGUAAACUCAGAAGACUACGGAUCCAACGCGGUCCACGCUCACCCACCCCCCAGGACCCACACCUACCGGCCCCUCUCCAAAAGCCCCUCCGACAACGGUCCCAGCAAGCUGCCGGACCCCGCGCCCUCCCCUGUACCCCCUCCCACGCCGCCCAUGCCGUCUCUGACCCAGCUGAGGGCUCGCGAGCGGGACAGGGACACACCCGAGCUGAAUGAGUGGGGACCCCCAGACAGAAAAGUGGACACCCGAAAAUACCGGGCCGAGCCCAGGAGCAUCUUUGAGUACGAGCCGGGGAAGUCCUCCAUUCUGGAACAGGAGAGACCAAUGUAUGACUUAGACCCAGAUGACUUAGAUUUAGAGAAUGAGCCCUGGUAUAAGUUCUUUUCCGAGCUGGAGUUCGGACGCCCGCCUCCUAAAAAACGGCUGGAUUAUAAUCCAGAGAGCUGUCCUCGAGGCGCCACUGAGACGUCUCUCCAUCACGCUCCAGCAGACAGAGGCCCGGAGAGGCCAUCGAGCUCAGCCAGUGACUACAGGAAGAGGCGGAAGUCUGAGCCUUCGGUUGGCCAGCAGGGCCCGCAGGGGGAGCGGGUGUCGCCCCGCCCCGCAGACUCCCACAGGGAGAGCAGCACCCUGAGGAAGCCUCUCGCACGCUCCUCCCCCUCCUCCCCCUCCAGACCCAGAGGUGGGGAUUUUAGCGUGAUGUACUCGCCGCGUUUCAGUUGCUCAGGUCCCAACCAGGAUACCUCACAGGAGUCGGAGGUGGGGGUCCGCAGCGUGGGGGGGCGCCUCCGCGUCACCCCCCCGGGCUCCAAACGCUCCAUCUGCUUCAAAAACGGCUGGCAGACGCACCGACAGGAUGCGGAGAACUGGAGCAGCGCCGACGAGCCCGCCUCCUCCUCGCCCAAACUCAAGUCCCGCAGCUGCGACAACCUGCUGGGGGAGGAUGGGGGCGGAGUCCCGGGGACGCAGACCCGCUCCGAGAGCGCGGGGUCCCUGGCCUGCGAGGAGGAGGAGCCCAGAGGGCCCCGUCCCUGGCACUGGCACCGCCCCGCCCACGACACGCCCGGCUUCCUGCAGCUGUACCGGAAGAUGCACCGCAUCGACCGGCGCGACCUGCUGGCCUCGGAGCUGAUCCGCUCGGUGCGGGCCCGCAUCCUGGAGCUGGAGAGGGAGCAGAGCCGGGAGAGGCCGCUGGGCUGGCCGGGGUGCGGGGACGAGGUGCCCCGCGACGUGGUGCCCACCAGGAUCUCCCAGUACGAGAGCCUGAUCCAGAAGUCCAAGUCCAUGCCCAACCUGGGGGACGAGGGGGGCUCGGGGGCCUGCACACCCGGCUCCUCCCGGCGGAGCAGCAGCCCCAAGCGCCGCUUCUCCGUCGAGUCCCUGCUGGAGGAGGAGCCGCCCCCCCGGGACCCCCCCGAGGGCCAGCCGCAGCACCCCAAGGGCUCCCACCCGCUCGCUGCCGCCCACAGCCGGCUGGCCGCCGCCGCCGCCCCCUCCGCCGACCUCCGUCACCACCACCACCACGCCCGCCUCCCGCCGGACUGCUCGGACAGCGAGCACGACGCGGCGGCCUCCGACCUCAGCGACUUCAUCCAGAUGGAGGGCUCCUCGCUCUGCAGCGAGAGCGACUUCGACCGCUGCUCCCUCACCUCCUCCGAGAGCUUCUACGGCUCCACCCACCACCACCACCACCACCACCACCGCCACCCGGUCAGCUCCUGCAAGGGCCGCUGCCCGGCCUCCUACACCCGCUUCACCACCAUGCUCAAACACGAAAGGGCUAAGCAGGACCGGCGGCAGCAGCUGCAGAGGGAGGAGGCCGAGCCGGGCCUGUCCAAGCUGGCCUUCCUGGUCAGCCCCGUGCCUUUCCGCCGGAAAAAGGGCCCGCCCGCCCACAAGCAGAGCCGCCGGCCCCGGUCCCGUGGCUCCGUCUACGCGGCGCUGGACUCGGCCCUGCAGGACAUCUACGAGCACCUCCAGGAGGAGCGGAGGCGGGGCGUCCUGCCGGAGAACAGCAUCCUGCACCGGCUGCUGGCCGAGCUCCUGCCGGACGUCCCGGAGCGGAGCUCCUCCCUCAGGGCGCUGCGCACCCAGCAGCAGCAGCAGCCUUACCACCCGCAGCCCGACGGCUACACCCCCUACAGGACGGAGCGGGCAACGUCACCCCACAGUGCCUCCCACCGCCGCGCGGACCCCGCCAAAAACAGCCAGGGCAGCGCCCACGCGCACGGCUACCAAGAUCAGGACACUUACAGAGGCUACUCCUACGCAGACGUGGGCCCCACUCCUCAGAGCAAAAGGGCGACUCCAGAGAGAGAGAAACAGCCGGCCAGAGCAAUAUAUGACUUCAAGGCACAGACAGCAAAGGAACUUACGUUCAAGAAGGGCGAAGUGGUGAACAUCAUCCGCCAGGUGGACAGCAACUGGUAUGAAGGAGAGUAUCAUGGGAAAGUGGGAAUAUUCCCCAUCGCUUAUGUGGAGAAAAUCCCCCCUGCAGAGAAGCAGCAGCCGGUCCGCCCCCCUCCACCAGCACACAUCCGAGAGAUUGGAGAGGCGGUGGCCCGCUACAACUUCAACGCCGACACCAACGUGGAGCUGUCACUGAGAAAGGGAGAGAGGGUGAUCCUGCUGAGACAGGUGGAUCAGAACUGGUACGAGGGGAAGAUUCCAGAGACAAACAAGCAGGGCAUCUUUCCCAUUUCCUACGUGGACAUCAUCAAAAGGUCCCCCAGCAAGAGCCCCGGUCACUACAGAGAGUCCCCCGCGCCCCAGGGCCACUCCGGUGACAGGACACACACCCCUAUGUCCUCAAAGCGACCAGCUUCUGGGAGCAGCGGAGAGCCGUUUCAGGUACUGUACAACUACCUGCCGCGCAACGAGGACGAGCUGGAGCUGAGAGAGGGGGACAUUGUCGACGUUAUGGAAAAGUGUGACGACGGCUGGUUUGUCGGUAUGUCCAGAAGAACCAGGCUUUUUGGAACGUUUCCAGGAAACUACGUGAAGCAGCUAUAAUAUUUCUAGCCUUGUCCAGUGAUGUCAAGUCUGUUCAGCACAACCGCACCGGAUAUAUAAACAGCUGCAGGGGGGAGUGGAGGCAGACACCCGAUUUGCGUGUUUCACACUGAAGAUAACCGUUAGCUAUAACUAGCCAUCUUUGCAGAAAACUAUUCCAGUAAAGUUUUAACAUUUUAAGUAACUCGCUUUGUAUUCCAGCCAUCAGUGUAUCUAGGGAGCAAAGGCCUUGGUAUAGGGAAACAUCUUUGCCCUGGAUACAGAGAAAGAAAGUACCAAUGCUUCCCUAUAGACCAGAAGGGUUAUCAGUGCACCGCGUGUGUUAUUUGAAGAAGUGAUGGGGAACCAAGACUUUGUGAAAACCAUAAUGGGAGGUGCCCUGUGCUGUCAAUCACUGUCAGUCAAAAGGAUUUGCUCAUUAUUAUUACAUUACAUGUAAUGCUCCCUAUAGUAGAAACGCUCCAAGUUCAGAUGUGUGAGUGAUUGACAGCACAUGGUAGCUCCACCUAUUUUUGGGGUUCAUUAAGCCUCGGCCUCACAUCGCUCGUUUUUAAGAGUAUUUCUGCAUAUUAUUUAUUAGCUAUGGUUUCUGUUGAUAUGCAAUAGAUGCAAAAAAAAAAGAGAAAUGUAAAUGAAGUAUAUUACGGUAUGUAUGAUGUGUGAGUUUUAAUGAUGAUUAUUCUGUUCUUUAAAAGGGGAAUAAUGAACCAAUCCACGGCCAGGCCUGAUAUGAAGCCACAAUGAUAGAUUUCACAGAUAUGAAGGAACCAAGUGCCCUAUUUGACUUCUGGACUUUUGAGUUGCUUGUCUUGGGGGCUACAUGGUAAAUGAGUGUAGUGUAUGUAGAGAAUGUUCAUUUUCACUGUAUGGAGAGAAAAAUCACCUUGCUUCAUGCUUAAAUGGUGUAAAAGAUCCACCACAGAAGCUUUCACAACAUUAGAAAGUGAUAAUGUCAAAGUCAGUGGCAGGGUCAGUCUAGCCCCUGUUGCGUUUUGUCCUUCACUAUAAGCGGUGAAUUUAAGAAAGUAUUACAAACUUGGUUCCUGCACAAUGUUUUUUGUUUAAUAUCAGCGAACUGAAAGCCUUGCUUAAAUUCAUCACGUGGAGUUAAGGACACAGCAGUACGGCAGAUAGGUUGAACGCCCUCCCAUGGUGUCAGUGAAGUACACAGCAGUAUGGUGCCCUUCCAGUGUGCUACCCAACCACCAGUGCUGCAGCAACCUUAGCAUAGCCAGCGCUUGCGGGCGCAGAGUGUCGGAAUGCAGCAACACCUGGCUGCACCUGGCUGGACUCCUUCACACCCCGAGAAGUGCUGACUGGUCAUUGUUCCUUUAUCACUCUGACCAGACAUUUCUUUAAGUAUUCUGAGUCUUUUAUGGCUGCCAGCUACAUGCUAAUGUUUAUUUUGUGCAUUGCUGUAUGAAAAAAAAAACAAAUGUAUCCCCUUUGUUUGCAUUUAAAGGAGGAAAGAAAGAUAUCUCUAAGUGCCUCUCUCUACGCCUUUGUUGAAACGGACGGAGAAGAGAGUUCUCCUCCUUUUAAAUCAUGUCUUUUGUUGCUUCUGCCAGUUGAGUAUUUUGUACAGCAUAUUUUUCCAGUAGUCGACAUGGCUUGAGGCGAGUGUGAAGUGUACUUUUCAAUCUUUCCACCCAGUCAAUUUUUUUAUUUCACCGUUUUGUCAAAUUUGGGAAAAGUUCCUUGAGGAGUGAUAUUGAAUGUGAUCUAGUUGUCACACUUUUUUUUUCUGAAGUUACUUUAUAGAAAACAGUUUGAGACUUUAUAGCCCAAAAUGUAUUGAAUUGUUGAAAAUGUUUUGAAAAAAAAAAACUGUUUGCUAUUUGUUUCUAGAAUGCACCCAAAUGAAGAGAUUAAGCUCACUUUUUAGCUGACUUGUUGUGUACAAUGACUAUAAUGUCUGAAGCCUUUUUGUGUUAUAAGAUGGUAACAGAGUCAGCCGUCUGCAUUGGAAACAAGGACACGUUUGACAGAACAAUCAUUUAAGCACCUUAACAUGUAAUUAUUUUGUUUUUGUUUUUUUGUUUUUUUUUUUGUUUUUUUGCUUCUUCCUCUUUUGCGUUCUCAUACUGCCUGAAUUGACCAUGCCGUCUGUAGUGUUUUGUAUGUCUUUUGUAUGGAAGUGUACAUUGAUGAAGUCCACAGCUUUAUAAAGCCUUUUCUCACCUGCCAUUAAUUUGGUUUCUUCUUUCUUUUGCCUUCUUUCAUGGCGUUUUUUACUCCUCAGUCCAUCCUGCCCAUCAUUACAUUGACAAAAAAAUCCAGUGGGGCAAACCUCCCCCAAAAUGUAAAAUAUGUUGAAAU